Molecule: messenger RNA, 800 nt
Organism: Drosophila willistoni
Lineage: Eukaryota; Metazoa; Arthropoda; Insecta; Diptera; Drosophilidae
Gene: CCHa1
Product: neuropeptide CCHamide-1
Exons: 4
Coding region: 17-574 (185 amino acids)
Biological process (GO): neuropeptide signaling pathway
Molecular function (GO): neuropeptide hormone activity
Source: RefSeq, a predicted model, not a curated record
UAUUGUUAGUGUCAAAAUGUGGUACAUUAAGUUCAGUUGGACUAUUUUGGUGCUUGUGGCCCUAAUUGCAGCAGCGGCAGGCUCCUGCUUGGAAUACGGCCAUUCUUGUUGGGGAGCCCAUGGCAAACGCUCAGGUGGCAAAACAGUUCUUACAGUCAAACAGUCACCUAUAUCCUAUGCCAUUGACUCUAUGGCCGAGCAACUCUAUAACAAUGCCAACAGCAACAACAACAACAAUGUGGAAGACGAUGAUGACGACAACAGCAAUAACAACAGCAACAACAAUUUACCCCUAUCCGAAACAGCCUUAGGUACUCCACACAGCGAGACAGCAGCAGACAUUCAAGAAAGGGAACGUAAUCGGAAUCGCAAAUGGACACAACUAAUGCGUUUGCAUCGUUUCAAGCAUCAGCAACAACAACAAGAACAACAACGUGGCCAAGGUGUCGAUGGACGGGGACAAUACGAUGCCUCCAAUAUGGCAGCUGAAAGUUGGCGUAAAUUGCAGCAAGCUUUGUUACUUGCCGAACAGGCAGAACAACAACAACCGCUCUAUGAACUUAGCACAAAGUAAAUGCACAAACAAAUGCAUGCAUGCACACACACACACACACACACACAAUGAUAUGCCAAAUUGAUAACAUAAUGCAAAAUAACAACAACAACAACUACAACAAUUAAAAGAUAUUUAUUCCACAAAUAGAACGAUUUGAACUCGCCCCAUUCGUUGCAUGCUGAAAGGCAUCAAUAGAGCAGCUAAAAAAAAAACAAAGGCAACAAAAAAUACAAAAAAAAAAACG